Periophthalmus magnuspinnatus is the source of this 2093-nucleotide messenger RNA. RefSeq names its product zinc finger DHHC-type palmitoyltransferase 6 (gene zdhhc6). Gene Ontology annotation, molecular function: palmitoyltransferase activity; protein binding. The transcript is spliced from 11 exons. Gene Ontology annotation, biological process: protein palmitoylation. Lineage: Eukaryota; Metazoa; Chordata; Actinopteri; Gobiiformes; Gobiidae. The coding region runs from base 360 to 1598 and encodes 412 amino acids. The record is from RefSeq and is a predicted model, not a curated record. Gene Ontology annotation, cellular component: Golgi apparatus.
AACACUGUUGCUGUUUUGUUUACGUCAAUUAGCUCACUUGUCAACAGCAGCUAAUUACUACUGCCUCUCUGAAUGCUAUAUUGAUGGAGCUUCUGAUCAACAUUGUCAACAUGCCAAAAGGGUAGUUCCUAAAAUUGGCAAACAAGAAUGCUUCAUUUUGUCAGAUUAUUCAACAAUGGGGAAGAAAAAUACCAGGGUACUCAAGACCAGUCUGCUUGCCGGAUGAGCAGAAGACAAGUGAAAUCAUGUGCACAGCCUACACUGACCUCCUUUCAAGAUAGCAGAGAACGACAGAAGCACGUCUAGUCUUACAAUAUACAUUUCAUGAACACAAAAGCAUUGUCAUUUUGUUUGUCAAAAUGAAUUUCCUUUCAGCCAUUAUAACAUUUGAAAACCUCCAUGAGGUUCGAAGACUAUGCCACUGGGGACCAAUUAUAGCUUUAUCAGUCAUCGCUAUAUGUUCUACCAUGGCCAUACUGGACUCCAUAAUCUGGUACUGGCCACUGGACACUACAGGAGGUAGCAUUAACUUCAUCAUGCUCAUCAACUGGACGGUGCUUAUCCUGUACAACUACUUCAAUGCUAUGUUUGUUGGCCCAGGGUACAUCCCUCCUGGUUGGAAACCAGAAAAUGUACAAGAAACUCAAUACCUGCAGUACUGCCGUGUGUGCCAGGGAUUUAAGGCACCACGGUCCCACCAUUGCCGCAAGUGCAACAGGUGCGUGAUGAAGAUGGAUCACCACUGUCCUUGGAUCAAUAACUGCUGUGGCCAUACAAACCAUGCCUAUUUCACUAGUUUUCUGCUGUUAGCUCCUCUGGGCUGCUCACAUGCUGCCUUCAUCUUUAUUAUGACCAUGUACACCCAACUUUAUGAGAGGAUUUCCUUUGGCUGGAGCACCGUGAAGAUUGAUAUGAGUGUAGUGAACCAUGUCCAGCCUCUCAUACCUUUCAGCAUACCUGUAUUUGCAGCGACACUUUUUGCCUUAGGCUUGGCUCUGGGCACCACUAUUGCUGUUGGUAUGCUUUUUGUCAUACAGAUGAAAGUAAUAAUUCGAAAUAAGACCUCAAUAGAGUCCUGGAUUGAGGAAAAGGCCAAAGAAAGAAUACAGCACUACCAAACUGGAGAGGAGUUCAUCUUUCCCUAUGAUCUUGGCACCCGUUGGCUAAACUUCAAGCAAGUUUUUACCUGGUCAGGGAUGCCAAAGGGUGACGGCAUUGUUUGGCCAGUGCAUGCAAAGUGUCACCAGUACACCUUAACUAUUGAACAGCUGAAGCAGAAAGCUGACAAGAGAGUAAGAAGUCAGGUUCAGUAUCAGGCAGUGGAGGAUUACAAUGGAGCUUGCUGUCCAAUAAGCAAAGGCCUUCAAACCUUCUUCAGAACCCCCUGCACCGAAGAGCCUCGAAUUCCUCUCAGAAAAGGGGACACCAUCCUGGCUACUCGUGGCACAAAAUGGUGGAUGUAUGGAGACAAAAUAUUGAGUGAAGAGCAAAUUAAAGCUGGAGAUCGAAUAAGAGGAUGGUUUCCAAGGCGAUGUGUGGAGAAGUGCCAUUAUGAUACAGCUGCCAGUGAUAAUACCAGCGACAAGAAAGUCAAUUAAACCUUUUCAAAUGGCUGUAUGAAAAAUGAGUUAAAUUGAUCCUAAAGACCAGUUUUGUCAUUUCCUUUCCUUAAAUGAUUUAUAAACAAACUGUCAUUCCAAAUUCUGCAAUUUUUGCACAUCAACAUCAUCUUCUAUUAGUUUCCCAUUGCCAAUCUUAAAUACAUGUAGAAAAAAACUGUUCUUAAAAGAUCACUUUAACUCUUCUUGCCACAAGUACAAUGCCAGCAAGAAUUUUAAUUUCUAAGAAUUGCCACAAGGCUUAAAUGUAACUUUGUUAUGAUUACUCUUUACUUUUACUUGAAUAGUUGUUUUUACUUGCCUGACAUCCUUCUCUCUGCUAAGUAUGCAAUGCCUCUGCCCGGUGAACUUUUGGGUCUUUUCAUGCAACACUUUCUACUAAAUAACAUGCAGUUUCUUUUUUAUUAUUUUUGUAAAAACAAGUUUUUGGCCUCUAAUUUAAAAAAAAGAAAAAUAAAUAUUAGAAAGACCUGA